This is a messenger RNA of Aspergillus aculeatus ATCC 16872, 1936 nucleotides long. RefSeq lists its product as uncharacterized. Gene Ontology annotation, molecular function: FAD binding. The record is from RefSeq and is a predicted model, not a curated record. The transcript has a single exon. NCBI's taxonomy places the organism in Eukaryota, Fungi, Ascomycota, Eurotiomycetes, Eurotiales, Aspergillaceae. The coding region runs from base 49 to 1734 and encodes 561 amino acids.
UACCAUUGCAAUUUUUUUGGUCAUAUAUCAUCCUGGCUGAUACGCAAAAUGUCGCUCCGAACCAAGGCUUUGAGCGCUACGCCUCCAGUCAUCAUAGUGGGAGCCAGUCUAGUCGGUCUUUCAGCAGCCCUAUCCCUAGCCACCAGAGGCAUUCCCACCAUCACCCUCGAACGCCAUGAGCAAAUUUGUCCCCAUCCACGUGCCCUUGGAUUUACAUCCCGAACAAUGGAAAUCUAUCAAUCCCUCGGAAUUGCUCAUCAAAUCCCUCAAGCUCCCGCAGACUUCAAACUCCUCCGUGCCCAUGUCCAUACCGUUUUCGGGAAGUGGCACGAGCAAACCACAUGGAACGACCCGGCCAAAUCCGACAAGGACAACAGCAGUGCCUCUGAAGAAAACACGGCACCGAUCGCUUCAAGACACCCAAAAAGAGAAUACAGCCCCUUUCCCGGUGCUGCAAUCCCGCAAGACACUCUCGAGCGCAUCCUUGAAUCCACGGCCAUUGCACGGGGAGCCGACAUUCGUCGCGGCUAUACCGCCCUUUCCGCUACAGAGACGCCUUCUGGAGUCGAAGUGACCAUCAGGGCGAACUCCAACGAGGAAGGCCAAGCGACGGCCACUAUCCGAGGAAGCUACCUCAUCGCCGCCGAUGGCAGUAGGAGUCUGAUUCGAUCCAUCCACAACAUCCCUCGACACGGUCGCGGUCUGAUUCAGACCAUGCGAAGCGUACUUUUCCGCUCUCAGACUUUGUCGGAUCUCCUCGCGACUUGUGAAGCCAAACAAUUCCAAAUCGAACAAGACUCCCUCAAGGCAUUUUUGACGACUUAUACGGACGGACGAUGGGUGUUGAUGUUCUACGACGACGUUGACCGGUCAGAAAUCGAGCUGUUGAAUGCGAUUACCCAGGUCCUUGGAAGGACUGAUAUCCCAGUGGAGAUCAUCGCGACCGGACGCUGGGAUUUAGCCGGGCUGGUGGCCGACAGGUUCCGUGCCGGGAAAAGAAUGUUUCUUGCGGGGGAUGCGGCGCAUACCCUCCCACCGAAUCGUGGUGGGUACGGGGCUAAUACCGGGAUCGGGGAUGUGGACAAUCUGGCAUGGAAGCUUGAUAUGGUACUUAGGGGACAGGCUGGGGAGAGGUUGUUGGAUACUUAUGAGAGCGAAAGAAUGCCGGUCGCGUGGUUGAGGCAUGAUCAAAUAUUCUGCCGAAAAGACUACAAGGUUCAAGUCGCGGCUGAUCAGACACAAUCAGGACUAAACCUGGCUGGCAAAGCUGGGAAGGAGGUCUUGAAUGAUCAGGCUAUGGAGUUCGGGCAGGUUUAUGUAUCGAAGGGCAUUAUCGGGGGCUUGCAGGGAGAAGGAGAGGAAGCUAUUAUGGCUAAGCGGCCGGAAGAAUGGGCUGGUCUGCCUGGCACUCGAGUGCCGCAUAUUUGGUUGGAGACCGAGGCCGGUGAGAAGAUUGCUAUCGGGGAAGUUGUGGAUGGAAAGGGAUGGUCGAUCCUGGCUGCACAAGAGACCUGGGAGGAAGCCGUUGCGGAAUACAACCAAAAGUCGCAGAUCCAGUUGCAGCAUGUCACUAUUCGGGAUCUUGAUUUCUUCCGGACUGCUUUUAGUGUUGAGGAGUCUGGAGCAGUGCUGGUUCGUCCGGAUGGUUUCAUCGCUUGGAGAACGACAGAAAGACCUGAGCAAGCCACGCAGGCCUUGGAACAGAUCUUGGCUCAGGUUAACUUCACGCGAUAAUCCUCUCCCCACACGAGAAUGAGAUAUAAUUAGGCUUUCUCAGCUAGCAUCCACUCCUAGCGUGCCCUAUCUUCUCUUUUAGCAUGUUCUCUACCUGGCGUUCAUGGCUAAUGGGCCAAAUGUUGACACUAACUUAGAACUAACUAGUAUAUAUUAUCUAAAUUCCUGUGCACGUGAGCCGUGCCAUUCUCCACAAAUUCUG